This is a messenger RNA of Chara braunii, 1252 nucleotides long. NCBI's taxonomy places the organism in Eukaryota, Viridiplantae, Streptophyta, Charophyceae, Charales, Characeae. The record is from the annotation of a GenBank genome assembly.
CGGCGAGGACGACGAGCUGUUGGAAAGUCGUAGGCAGCGCAAUGUCACACAAUGCGCACGGCGACGGCAGUGAGGAUACGCGCCGCGAUUGAAGAAAGACCACCUCAGGGUGACCUGCCCUCCACGUCGUCCCAGUCGCGCCCGCGCAACACGGCUGCAGAGGGGGGCUCCAUGGAACGAGGGGGAGGGGAGGGGGGCCAGCAAGAAGCGUGCGUGGCGGGUGGGGGGGCGAUCGCUGCUGCAGCCGCGGGGUCUUCGAGCAAUGUUAGUGUCGUGGCGAGGGCGAGAGAAGAGGUCCCAGUUGUGGAGCGGGAGGCGACGCUCGGCGACAACAAGGGUGAAAGGGAGGAUGAAGACCCCCAUCUAAGCCGGGUUCGGAGGGGAGGGAUGGCGAGAGAUCUGGCCGACCGUGCCCGCCUGUGGGUCGAUGACAAAGCAUUCUGGACGACGGGGGAGGGGCGAAGGCUGUACAACAUCGUCCACGAAUCGCGGGAGUACUUCGUCGCCAUCGCCAGCGGGCUGCAAACUCCCCCCGUGCCCAGGAGCGUUGUCAUGACGAAAUCGUCGACGACCCUCACAAGGAUUGCAGAUCCCGCACAACUACAGCAGGCGAUCGCCCGCGCGACGGCAACGGAGAAUAUUGCUCUGCGCGUCUUGCGCGGAUGGGUCUUCAAGUCCGGGAACCGCCCCCGAGGAUUCAAUGUCGCUUUCCAGUACGAGCUGGAGUCGGUGGCGACGGACAUUGCGCGUGUGAUGUGGUACGGCGAGGAGUGGAGCAACGUCGUUAGCACAGCUGUUUGCACGCACACAAUCGACCUGAACAUGGACUUGCCAUUGUGGUUUGUGGGCGCACACAUCGAGGACAGGCUGGAGGACAACGACAUAGCGACACACCAGGAGGCGACCGUUAUAUGCAUCGCACAUGCAUGUCGCGCCGUGGUGGAAAUGGAUGGCAUCGUCUACGCAAAAGUUCAAAAUCGAGAGGUGGGGGACAAGUUCCAGGCCAUCCAAAUGACCAACAGUGCUCUAUCCUCUGUGCCCAAAAAUCGGCGCACUUCACACCCGCAGUGCGCCGUGUCCGCACUGCAAAACGGACGGCGACGCACGUUCGAGAAUCGCAACGGCAACCAAAGACGAUCCUCGACACAAACAACCAACCUGACGCAGGACAAAACGUAGCAACCUAAUCAAGGCUGGACAGAACAACUGAUCUGCCCUCCGGCCAUUGCCGUAAUGAACGCGCUUCCACGCA